Molecule: messenger RNA, 5575 nt
Organism: Portunus trituberculatus (swimming crab)
Lineage: Eukaryota; Metazoa; Arthropoda; Malacostraca; Decapoda; Portunidae
Gene: ChAT
Product: choline O-acetyltransferase-like
Biological process (GO): acetylcholine biosynthetic process; neuromuscular synaptic transmission
Cellular component (GO): neuron projection; cytoplasm
Molecular function (GO): choline O-acetyltransferase activity
Source: RefSeq, a predicted model, not a curated record
CCCUCGCACGAUCGAUGCAGGUGUGAGGCGGGCGGGUCGCAGGGAAGGGCUGGUGCGGGCGGCGAGGUUAGGAGAGGAAGAAGCCGCUGUGUUUAGGGCUCAUCUCCACCCGUACAGUGGCGACGAAGACGGGGAACAUCAACACCUUAACACUCCCUUUUGGAACAUAUUUGAGGAGUGGCAAGAUGGCCUCCCCUCAGCCCUCACCCAGUAGAUUCAGCAAAUAUACAACCAUGGGACAUCGCUACCUCUCCCGCUGGGUGUCCUGGUCGGGUACGCUCACCACCCCUCCUGGUUCUCCAUCCCGAGGUUCCCCCGCAGAAGGCCCCUCAGUGUCCCCCCAACCCCCUCGCGCCUUCCAGCCCCGCUCCAGGACUUCCUCUAAGGCCUCCAACGUAUCUGAGAAGACGCCCGUGAUGUAUCCAUUGGUGCCUAAGCUACCGGUGCCUCCGCUGGGCCACACCCUCACCUGGUACCUCACUCACAUGCGCCCGGUCCUCAAGCCAGAGCAGUAUAAGGAGACGGCCAAAAUAGUAGAUGAGUUUUGGCAGCCAGGAGGAAUGGGGGAGAAAAUUCAAGAGGAGCUUAUCAAGAGGCAUGACACGAUGGAUAACUGGGCGUACGAGUGGUGGCUGGACGACAUGUAUAUGAACGUGCCGCUCCCCCUGCCAGUCAACAGCAACCCUGGCAUGGUCUUCCCCCACCAGAAGUUUGCCUCUGACCUUGAAAUGACUCAGUUCGCAGCCCGCCUCGUCAGCGCCUCCCUCGAUAUGAAGGAAAGGAUCGCUGCAGGUGAUCUGGAUGUGGACCGCUGCAGUGCCAGGGAGCGCCACCAGCCCCUCUGCAUGGCCCAGUACACGCGGGUCUUCUCCUCCUACAGACGGCCAGCCAUUCCCAAAGAUAAGUUACUCAAUAUGGCAGAGCAACAGAAAGAUAACCAACACAUCAUCGUCUGCUACAAGAACCACAUCUUCAAGGUGGAAGUGAUGGUGGCGGGGACGCGACUGUCACACCAGCAGGUUUUGACACAGCUGAGGGAGGUGCUGCGGCAGGUGGACGAAUACGAGGGCUCCGAUCCGCCGCCUGUAGGAGUCAUGACGAGUGAUAACAGACGCACGUGGGCCCAGAGUAGACAGAUACUGGCUGGAGAACCUGACAACAAGCGGAUCCUGGGUCUUAUUGAGGCGUGUCUGAUGGUGGUGUGCUUUGACGAUCCAUUGCCCACCAAAUUCAACCUCGCCACCCGGACCAGCCACCGUGCCAGCCUCUCCAAGCGUUCCUCCAGCCUCAACAUGACCUCCUCCCAGAACACGUCCCAGGAGAACGAGGGCACCGCGCGGGACGAGGUCAACGCAGGUCACCAGAUGAUUCACGGCGGAGGAUUCAAUCACAAUUCAGCCAACAGGUGGUUCGACAAAACGGUUCAGUUCAUACUCACGAGGGACGGGUGGUGUGGCCUGUGCUACGAACACUCCUGCGCUGAGGUAGUGGUGAUUCAGGUGGUGGAGCAGAUCCUUCAGUGCAUCGCCCAAGAGAACCAAAAACCUGACGAUGUAGUGGAAAGCCUCGUGGACGAUCAGCCACAGGGGGACCCACAGAGAGGCGACCAAAACUUAGGAUUCCCAGCGCCUGAGGAACCCGCCCCGUCACCAACACGCCUGGAAUGGAAAGUGACGCCUGUGAUCUACCGCAGGAUACAGGAGUCAGCUGAUCAUAUGGACAGGCUGGUGGAGGACCUGGACUUCCGCAUCCUGAGGUAUCUCUCCUACGGCAGGAACUUUGUCAAGGAGUCCAAAUGUUCCCCCGACGCCUUCAUGCAGUUGGCCCUCCAGCUUGCCUUCUUCAGGUGCCACGGACAACUCACGAGCACCUACGAGAGUGCCAGCACCCGCAGGUUCCGCUAUGGACGCGUGGAUGCCAUCAGGGCCAAUACACCUCAAGUUUUAGCGUGGUGUGAGGCAAUGGUCAUCAAUGCUCCGUUAGCAGAUCGCCUUGCUAAAUACGAGGCGGCGCUCAAACUGCAGACAGACAUCAUGGUGAACAACAUCCUUGGGCGAGGCAUUGAUAUCCACCUGCUGGGCCUGAGAGAGAUGGCGAAGGAGAUGGGGCUGCCCUCGCCUGAACUGUUCACCCACGAGUCUUACCGUAUCGCUAACCACUUCCGCCUAUCUACCAGCCAGGUGACCACUCUAUCAGACUCCUGGAUGGGUUACGGGCCAGUGGUUCCUGACGGUUACGGGGCGUCCUACAACCUACACCCAGACUACAUCAUCUUCUGCCUCUCCGCCUUUAAAUCAUGCGAGGAAACGUCCACUCUCGAAUUUGGGAGGAACCUGGAACGAGCCUUGGAUGAAAUGGGAGCUCUGCUGUGGGAUCGAGCCAAGUAAGGAGUGUGGAGCGAGGCAAGUGUCUAGUCAUCGGUCAAAUAGCACCUUAGGAACUCCUCAGGUGUCGUCGUGCACCUGUACUUAUCUGGCAGCUUAUAGGAUUGUAGAAUGUAACCUAUAUACGUCCCCUGUACUGCCUCAGACCGCCAUUUGUCAUGCCCGCGUGAUUCCAAAGUGACUGUAGAAAGGCGAUUUAUCCUGAAUGGCUCUAAAGGGAUUCAGUAAAGCGAUUCAGUAGUGUUUCACUGACUUAGAAAAUAAAAUAAAGGAAUUGCACUCUUUUUGUAGGCAGCCAGUCGCAUUUUACUGGGCCAGAAUAAUAAAUGAGGAAUUUCAAACUCAAUUACUCCUUUGAAGAGUAAAAAAAAUAGGGAAUCUGUAAAGGGAUUCAACACCAUUUCACUGACCCUUCCAAGACUUUCUGUGGCUUCUUUAGGGUCCUAGAUAGCCCAGUAACCAGUAGGAGGGAGGACCUAAUCUGUCAGUAACAUGAAGAACGCUAGCAAUAUAGAGGUGUUAAAGAGGUCCUGAUAGCAGCAGAUUGUCACUAGCCGUAUGUGUCUCGUCGCAGAGCAAUAUAUUAGCUAUAGAAGUGUGGAGGGAAAGUAAUACUCAGCGUGACAGUAUUACUAAAGAGGCUAUAGGGUUUCGGAGUAAGGAAGGAGAGAUUGGUGGGUGGUGGGAAAGAGAAGGGAAACUUAACCCAAAGAACAAGUGUAUUUAUGAGGGGAAGGACAGUGAAAGAGUAGAGAAAUUAAGUAAAAGGUAUUAUGAAGCCAAAGAUAGCUGGAAGUAUAUGCAUCUAUAUAUACUUAGUUACAGACGGAUGAGAGGGAGAGAGUAUGCAAGUGAAGGUAUUGCACGAAAACCAAAGAGAAGUAGAAAUACAUAUAUCUAUCUAUAUCUAAGUGGCUAGGAGAGUGAAAUAGUGAGAUAAAUAGAGACAUUAGGAUAUUAUAUUUAAACCAAAGAUAGAGCCAGAUAUAUCUAUGACUAUUUAUGUAGCUUUAGGUAAAUAAGAGAGGAAGGAUGAUAUGAGAAACCUAUGUUGGGUAUUAUAAGUAAACAAAAGAGAGAGAGAUGAAAAUAAUCAAUCUGUCCCUCUACUCAUGACAAACCAAAGACAGAUAUAUCACUGACUACGUAAGGAGUGUUUAGGUAAAGAAUAAAAUUGGAAGGGCGGGAUAAGAAUCUUGUGCUGGAUAUUAUAAGUAAACCAAAGAUUAAGAUAGAAAUAAGUAACGCAGUCUCUCUAAUUCAUGACAAACCAAGGACAGAUAUAUCACUGACUACCUAAGGAGUUUUCAGGUAAAGAAUAAAAGAUAAAGUGCGGAAAAAAGAAACCUGUGUUGGGUAUUAUAAGUAAACCAAAGAUUAAAAUAGAAAUAAGUAACACAAUCUCUCUAAUUCAUGACUCACUUAUCGACAUACCAAAGCAAUAAUGUGCAGUGUUUCCCUAGAGCACAGUAACCUCUCCUGACUUGCUUGGAGGGAAGGAAGCGCGUUAAGGGGCAAACCUGUGUGUGUUUAAAAGGGAGCGAAUCACGUGAAGACCACAGGAGUGACUCGUGGUGGGAACUAUACGUGUUUGAAUGAUGAAAUGAGUGAAGGUGUGAGGAAUAGUUUGGAUUCCUUGAGCUUAGAGUGAUGUAAAAAUGACGCUUAUUGGUGAGAGAGGAGGAAAGGAUGUAUGACUUGCAGUGGAGGUGAACAAUUUGGUCUGGGUGAGAGAAUAAAGACGGAAUGGAGUAAAUAGGAAAUGGAUGGAAUAAUGAGAAUAGGUUACAAAUGAAACAUGGGACAAAACAGUAGAAUCUAGGAGAAGUACAUAAUGAAAUAGGAUGAAACAAGACGAUAUGAAUGGAAUAAUAAGCAAAAUUGAAUGAAAUAAUCCGAAUGAAACACAGAAUUAAGUAUAGGAUUAAAAAAAAAAAAUGAGAUGAAAUCAAGAAUCUAAAUAAAAAACGGGAAGUAUUUAAAAGAUGGAAGAUUAGAAAAAUAGAUCUUAAGAAAAGGAAACCUGGAAAAAUCAAUAUGAGGUGGAAAACAAAGAAUGAAAACAUGGAAUGGAAAUUUUGAUAGGACAUGUGAAGAAGUGACGUGAAAAGAUUAGCUUGAAAAUAUGAGGGAGGGAAUUUAAAUGAACCUUCGGAUUUGCCAGUGGUAGAGAAUUGUAGGAAGGAAAAAAUGGGAUGGUUGGACAUGCAAGGAGACGAGAGAUCAAAAAGACAUGCAUCCCUCCUCGAGCCUUUGUUGAUACUGAAGGUGGAGAUCCAAUACUCAGUGUUAGUCCGCGCUUCAAAGAGAAAUGCUGAUACUGUUUAUGUUAUUUAAUCCUUUACAAUCCUUUACAUUGUCUUCUAAACCUAACCUGACCUAAUCUCAUUCAAUCUUACUCUUACUCUAACCUAGCGUAAUGUAACAUAACAUAAUUUACACUCACCUAAUCUAACCUCACUAAACAUGACACAAUCUACUCAACGCUGACCUAAUCUAACUUAACUUAACCUAACCUAACCUAACAAAACAUGACCUCAUCUAACUUAAUCUAACUUAACCUAACAAGACAUGACAUAUUUCUAUCUUACUAUCAUCUAAUCUAACAAUCUAACCAUCAAAUCAUCUUUUAUUCCCUCAUUAUCCACUAACUUCCCUAUCUUCCAUCUUUAUUUUACCUCAAAGCAUACACACAUAUAAUUAAACAUUUAUCAAAAGUAGAUAUAUAUAUUUUAUCGUUGAGGAGAGUGGAGGGGGGAGGUGGAAGGAAAAAUAGGUGUAAGGAGUUGAGUUUAUUCCCGACUGGUUUCGCCUCUACUCCUUACUCCUGUGUUUUCCUUCCACCUCUCCCGUCCAACUUGUCCAAAUGUCUGAACAGUUGAGGAGAAUGUUAAUUAUCAAAAUAUUUUACCAGAGAAACUAUACAAGAAUGAAACCAUGCAAUUUGUUAAGGGCUGGCGGCUGCGUUCCCUCGGCCCUCGCUCUCUUGAAGUUUAUACAAAAAAUCAAGUUUAUAUAAAAAAAUCAAGUAAUAAUAUUUUUGAAACUUGAGAUUCGUAUAUGAGAUUUGUAAGUGCCCGUUAAGAAAAUAUAUGUGGAGAGAGAGAGAGAGAGAGAGAGAGAGAGAGAGAGAGAGAGAGAGAGAGAGAGAGAGAGAGAGAGAGAGAGAGAGAGAGAGAGAGAGAGAGAGA